AUGCCGUUGUCGUUGCUUCUUCAGGGGGGGGUGGCUUGCGCACCCCAAAUUUGGAUGCACCCUCACAGGCGAGCCAGGGACGCCAGUGACCGUUCAGGUAAAGGGCAUGCCGUUCCUGCAGCUCUUGGCAAACUACCACCCAUGCCCUUGAAGUGGGAAAGUGUCCGAGCAACGCCGGCCGAGACCGCAUCACGGCUCACGGCCCAGCACCGGACGCACGGGGGACAUGGGGAUUUUGUAAUACUGACCUACCUUUCCAAGAUGCAUCGUCUCUCGCUUCAGUCACUCCUUGCCGUCUCGGCCCUGGUGUCGGGCAUCGCGGCCAAUGCGAACGCGGAUGGUGACCACCAGGGCGUCACCGUCGUGGUCAGUCAGACCCUGACGUCCUGCCCGUCCCCGAGCCCGCCUCCGCCGUGUUCCUCGUCUCCCGGGUCCGGGUCUCCAGCUCCGAGCUCAUCCACCCCGUCCAGCUCGCCAUCCCUCUCGUCCAGUAUCCGCAGCACAGCCACCAGCAGCGCCGGCAUUCCUGCCUGCACCGACUUCUGGCUCGAAAAGAUCAAGCACCAGGGCGUGGCUCCGUUCGGCGGCCCAGACUACGAUGUCUUCCGCAACGUCAAGGACUACGGCGCCAAGGGCGACGGCGUCUCGGACGACACCGACGCCAUCAACCGGGCCAUCAGCGAGGGGAAACGCUGCGGCCCCGGCUGCACCGGCAGCACCAAGACGCCGGGCCUCGUCUACUUCCCGCCCGGUACCUACAUGGUGUCCUCUCCCAUCAUCGACUUUUACUACACCCAGCUGGUCGGCAACCCCGGAUGCUUGCCCGUUCUCAAGGCCACCCCCGACUUCACCGGCCGCUGGCUCCUCGACACCAACCAGUACGGGGACAGCGGCCUGUCGUGGGGCGCCACCAACGUGUUCUGGCGCCAGGUUGCCAACCUCGUCAUCGACAUCUCGGACGUCUCUCCCGAGACGCUGAUCUCGGGCAUUCACUGGCCCAGCUCGCAGGCGACGUCCCUGUCCAACAUCGUCUUCCGGUCGUCCGAGGCCAAGGGCAACCUGCACCAGGGCCUCUUCGUCGAGGAGGGUUCCGGCGGUUACAUGGGCGACCUCGUCUUCUUCGGCGGCGCCCAGGCCAUGUCCAUCGGCAACCAGCAGUUCACCAUGCGCAACAUCACCGUCCACAACGCCAAGACGGCCAUCCAGCAGCUGUGGUCGUGGGGCUGGACCUACAAGGGCGUGAGCAUCAACAACUGCGAGGUCGGCUUCGACUUCACCGCCGCCGACCAGGGGAACCUCAACGUCGGGUCCGUCACCAUCCUCGACAGCGAGAUCAAGAACACGCCGGUGGGAAUCGCGUACGGCAGCGCCAACGCUACCGGCCCGGCCGUGGCCAACAACUUCAUCUUUGAGAACCUGCGGCUGGACAACGUGCCGACCGCCAUCCGCGGGCCCUCGGGCACCGAGCUCGCCGGCUCCGCCGGUACGACCGUCAUCGAGGCCUGGGGCCGCGGCAACGAGUACACGGCCUCCUCGGGCCCGACCUUCUUCGAGGGCCCUAUCAAGCCCAGCAAGCGGCCGGCAUCCCUCGUGGCAGGGACCGCCUUUUACGAGCGCUCCAAGCCGCAGUACGAGAACGUGCCCCUGACCGAGUUCGUCAGCGCCCGUGCCGCCGGGGCCAAGGGCGACGCCACGACCGACGACACCGACGCCCUCAACGCCCUCUUCGCCUCGGCCGCCGCCGACGACAAGAUCGUCUUCCUCGACGCGGGCAUGUACCUCGUGACCGACACGCUGCGCAUCCCCGCCGGGUCCCGCAUCUUCGGCGAGGCCUUCCCCGUGCUCCUCUCGUCCGGCCCGGCCUUCGCCUCGGCGGCCGCCCCCAGGGCCGUCGUCCGGGUCGGCGCCGCGGGCGACACGGGCCGCGUCGAGUGGUCCAACACCAUCGUGUCGACGCGCGGCGCCCAGGCGGGGGCCGUCCUGAUCGAGUACAACCUGGCGUCGGCGCCUUCGGCGCCGUCCGGGCUCUGGGACGUGCACACGCGCAUCGGCGGCUUCGCCGGGUCGGAGCUCCAGCUGGCCGAGUGCGCCAAGACGCCCGACGCGCCCGUCACGGGCGAGGCCGACGUCGCCGCGGAGUGCGUGGCCGCCUUCAUGAGCAUGCACGUCACCCGCACCGCGACGGCCCUCUACAUGGAGAACUGCUGGAUCUGGGUCGCCGACCACGACAUCGAGGAGGGCGCCGACAACCAGCAGAUCACCGUCUACGCGGGCCGCGGCCUGCUCGUCGACGGCAGCCCGGGCCCGCUGUGGCUGGUCGGCACCAGCGUCGAGCACCACCAGUUCUACGAGUACCAGUUCGUGGGCGCGACCGACGUCUUCAUGGGCCAGAUCCAGACGGAAACGGCCUACUACCAGCCGAACCCGGACGCGCGGCUGCCCUUCCCCGCCGAAAAGGCGUACCACGACCCGGAGCUGGCGGCGGGCGAGUCCGGCUGGGGCCUGCGCGUGGUCGACAGCACGGGCCUGGUCGUCUACGGCGCCGGCCUGUACAGCUUCUUCGACAACUACGACGUCAAUUGCAGCCAGAUCGGCGAGGGCGCCACCUGCCAGCAGCGCAUCUUCAGCGUCGAGGGCGAGUGCGACCUGCGGGUUUACAACCUCAACACGGUCGGCACCAAGAACAUGGUGACUGUUGACGGGGUGGAUGUGGCCGACUACGAGGACAACAUCGACGGGUUUGUCCACUCCAUCGCGCUGUUUGGCGUGGAUGCGUAA
Messenger RNA from Chaetomium fimeti, 2778 nucleotides. Its product is annotated as pectate lyase superfamily protein-domain-containing protein. Gene Ontology annotation, molecular function: polygalacturonase activity. The record is from RefSeq and is a predicted model, not a curated record. The transcript has 3 exons. Lineage: Eukaryota; Fungi; Ascomycota; Sordariomycetes; Sordariales; Chaetomiaceae. The coding region runs from base 1 to 2778 and encodes 925 amino acids.